Molecule: messenger RNA, 3623 nt
Organism: Sphaerulina musiva SO2202
Lineage: Eukaryota; Fungi; Ascomycota; Dothideomycetes; Mycosphaerellales; Mycosphaerellaceae
Product: glycoside hydrolase family 38 protein
Exons: 1
Coding region: 13-3273 (1086 amino acids)
Biological process (GO): oligosaccharide catabolic process; mannose metabolic process
Cellular component (GO): fungal-type vacuole membrane
Molecular function (GO): alpha-mannosidase activity; carbohydrate binding
Source: RefSeq, a predicted model, not a curated record
AUCACCACCAUUAUGGGCGGAGAAUCACACCAGACAACCAAUAUGGCCUCUACAGCCGCGUACCCUCAGCUCGCCAUCCGUCCCAAAGGCAAGCUCAUCCACGACAUCUACCGCGAUCGACUGAACCAAUUCACCUCCAAUGGCCAGUACAAACAACAAGGCCUCCAAGCCAAAAUGUACAAUGCUCGUCUCAGCGAGGGCCACGUCCACCUCUCCGUCUGGUCGGCACCCGAACUUACCCGACCCACUUUCUCGGAAGCCACAUCCAGCAAUAACCACUACAAGAAGACUCACAAAGGCGAAAGCUUUGGUCCUAGUUGGAGCACACAUUGGUUCAAAGUGCAAUUCACCGUGCCUCAGGAAUGGGAUGCUGAGGAGCGAGUGGAAUUACACUGGGACUCCAAUAGCGAGGGCAUGGUCUGGACGGAGGAUGGAAAGCCGCUACAGGGCUUGACGGGAGGCGGGGAGAGGGUCGAAUGGAUUGUGACAGACAAAUAUCGAACUGGGAAGGAAGAAACAAUAUAUAUUGAGAUGGCGUGUAAUGGAAUGUUUGGAAAUCCUACUGGUGGGGAUACGAUUCAACCUCCUAAUCCGAAUCGAUACUUUCAGCUGGCAGUGGCAGACUUGGUAGCUGUCAAUUUGGAAGCCAGAGCGCUCUUCUACGAUUUCUGGAUCUUGGGAGAUGCUGCGAGAGAGUUUCCUACUGAUAGUUGGGAGGAACAUAGGGCGUUGACGUUGGCGAAUGAGAUUAUUGAUACUUUCAUCGCUGGGGAUGGAUCGAAUGACGCUAUCAAGGAAUGUCGGAAGCUGGCGAAACAGUAUGUGGGAGACAAGGUUGAUGGGCCCGAGGUGUACGACCUGACACCUGGAGAUCCGCCGAGGGAAGUGCUGGUGACGGGUAUCGGGCAUUGUCAUAUCGAUACCUGUUGGCUGUGGCCAUGGGCGGAGACGAAGAGGAAAGUGGCGAGGAGUUGGAGCAAUCAGUGCGAACUGCUGGAUCGAUAUCCAGAACACCGAUUCUGUGCCAGUCAGGCACAGCAGUACAAGUGGCUGGAACAACUAUAUCCUUACGCAUUCGACCGCGUGAAGGAGCAUGUGAAGAAGGGCACCUUCCAACCCAUUGGCGGCUCGUGGGUCGAGCAUGACACCAACAUGCCAUCUGGAGAGUCCCUGGUCCGGCAGUUCUUGUAUGGACAGCGAUUCUUCGAAUCGAGGUUCGGUGAGAGAUGCAAGACGUUCUGGUUACCAGACACAUUUGGCUACUCGUCACAAAUUCCGCAGCUUUGCAGACUCGCGGGCAUGAAUCGCUUCUUCACUCAGAAGUUGAGCUGGAACAACAUCAACAACUUUCCACACACCACUUUCAGCUGGGUCAGUCUGGAUGGUAGUCAAGUGCUAUGUCAUAUGGCGCCUUCGGAGACGUACACAGCUGAAGCACAUUUUGGCGAUGUCAAGAGAUCAGUGACGCAACACAAGAGUAUGGAUCAAGACCCCUCCUCCCUGCUCGUCUUCGGCAAAGGCGAUGGAGGCGGUGGACCUACGUGGGGCCAUAUCGAGAAACUUCGCCGUUGCCGUGGUAUCGCGGACAAUGUCGGCGCGCUUCCUCGCGUCCACAUGGGCAAUAGUGUCGAAGACUUUUUCGAUCGUCUGGAGAAGAAUGCCGCAACGGGCAAGACGGAGUUUGUGACCUGGUAUGGUGAGCUGUACUUCGAGCUCCACAGAGGUACAUACACGACUCAAGCGAACAACAAGAAGGGUAAUCGCAAGUCGGAGGUCCUACUGCAUGACAUCGAGUACCUGGCCACGUUGGCCUCGUUGCAUGACAAGAACUUCGAGUAUCCGAAAAAGGAGAUUGAUUCUAUGUGGGAGAGUGUAUUGCUAUGUCAAUUCCAUGACUGCUUGCCAGGGUCGUCGAUCGAGAUGUGCUACGAUGAUUCCGACAAAGAAUACGCCAAGGUGUUUGAGACUGGGGAGAAGGUGCUCAAGGACGCAUUGAGAGCAUUAGGUUUCACCGAUGACGGAGAGGAUCAGAAUGCGAAGGAUGUUGCUAUCAAUACACUUGGCUGGCAGCGUGACGACCGCGUGCUUUCACAUCAGAUUGCUCAAAUCGUCGGACAACCCGCUCGCUGUGCCACCGAGCAGCCUUCCGUACGCGUAACUAGUACUGAAGCUGGCACUUUUGUCCUGGAGAACUCUAAACUAUCUGUGAAGGUAUCCAAGGGUGUCAUCACCUCUCUGUACGACAGGGAGGCUAAGCGCGAAGUGCUGCCCGAGGGCGGUAAGGCAAACCAGCUUGUCCUGUUCGACGACAAACCACUUUACUGGCAGGCCUGGGACGUCGAGGUCUUCCAUCUCGAGUCCAGAAGAGAGUUGAGUGCAUCUGGGCCGACGGAGAUCACAGAGCAAUCGCCUCAGCGCGUUGCUGUCACCACCAAGACUCAAAUCUCUGAGAAGUCUUGGAUCAAGACCACGAUCGCCUUGAGCGCUGCCUCUAAAGACUCAAAAACUUCCUAUGUUGAAGUGGAAGCGGAGGUCGAAUGGCACGAGACUAUGAAGUUCCUGAAAGUGGAAUUUCCAACCACAAUCAACAACACGGAAGCUUCCUAUGAAACUCAAUUUGGCAUUGUACGAAGACCUACGCAUUACAACACCAACUGGGACAUGGCCAAGUUUGAAGUGUGUUGCCAUAAGUGGGCUGAUCUGAGUGAGCAUGGAUAUGGCGUGUCCAUUCUCAACGAGAGCAAAUACGGCUUCGCUACCACAGGCAAACUCAUGCGCCUUUCUCUGCUUCGUGCACCCAAGGCACCUGAUGCGCACGCCGACAUGGGACAUCACAAGAUCAAGUGGGCUAUUCUACCGCAUGCUGGACCGCUGGACGAACGCACUGUUCGAGCAGCAGCCGAGUUCAACAACCCUAUGGCUGUGCAUCGUCAUCCGCAGAUCUCAAGUGUGGAGGACUUGUUCUCUGCUUUCAAGCUGACCGGCGACUCUUCCACGAGUCUGGUAGUGGAUACCGUGAAACGUGGUGAAGACGACGAGGACGCCAGUAACGGCGAUCUGAGAGUCAAGAAAGGCAGACAUGUGAUCGUGCGUGUUUACGACUCUCUGGGUGGGACAUCGAGAGGCACAAUCAGCCUGGGGCCUGUCAAGGUGACCAAGGCAUGGAAGACGAAUAUCUUGGAGGACGUCAUGGAAGAGGUCCAGGUGACCGAGAAUGGCAUCGACAUUGAGCUCAGGGCUUUCGAAGUCGCGACCUACAAGUUGUCGGUUUAGGGAACGCAUAGAUCGAUUUCGGAAGAGCAGAGCUAUAGGCACGAGGAUGGCGUACUCAAUCGUGAGUAUGUUUGGUGCGAGAAGGAUGGCAAUCCGAAGGUACAGAGGCUGUCGAAUGCACAUCAGCCAUUGUCCACGGUCAGCCAACGUGAAGCGAGACCUGAAUCAUGGGACUGGAAAGAAAGCGCGAGCGAGGGAUACCUGGCUAAGGUGGCGAAAGAUUACAUUUCGAUGCGGAAAGAGGACGAUACAUGAGGAUAUUGGUGGUUGGAAAAGGUGAAUAUCGAGGGAGUCGCUGUUGUACUAUUUGUAGAAGUAGGGUAUCUGAUAUCGAUUGAAAGCAAAUGCGG